CUUAUCAAAUAUCUUGAAAAAGGUUCAGGAAGUUCAGUUGGAUAUUACCUGGCUAUCUCCUUGGGCCUCACAUCUAUCUUUAAGUCUUUUCUUGAUACACAAUACACAUGUAGACUUUCAAAGCUUAAACUGAAGCUCAGAUCUAGUAUAAUGAGUGUCAUCUACAGGAAGUGUUUGUGGGUGAACACAGCGAGCCGGUUAGGAUUUUCUGAGGGAGAGAUUCAAACAUUUAUGUCUGUAGAUGCUGACCGCAUUGUAAACUUGUGUAACAGUUUACAUGAUAUGUGGAGCCUGCCUUUGCAAAUUGGGAUAGCUUUGUAUCUUUUGUAUACUCAAGUCAAGUUUGCUUUUCUGUCUGGACUUGCAAUCACCAUCUUACUGAUACCAGUGAAUAAAUGGAUAUCUGUGUUGAUUGCGUCUGCAACUGAGAAAAUGAUGAAACUAAAAGAUGAGAGGAUUAGAAAGACAGGAGAGCUUCUAACAAACAUCCGGACACUGAAAAUGUAUGGAUGGGAUAACUGGUUUGCUGAUUGGUUAAAGGAGACAAGAGCCACCGAAGUUACUCACUUAGCGACAAGGAAGUAUUUGGAUGCUUGGUGUGUUUUCUUUUGGGCAACGACACCAACUCUGUUUUCUCUUUGCACGUUUGGUCUCUUUGCACUGAUGGGUCAUCAACUUGAUGCAGCAACGGUUUUUACUUGUCUUGCUCUGUUUAAUAGUUUAAUCUCUCCAUUAAACUCGUUUCCAUGGGUCAUCAAUGGCCUGAUUGAUGCCUUUAUAUCAACCAGGCGUGUCAGCAAGUUUCUGCGUUGUGUGGAGCACAAUAAAGAUUCAUCUACAGAUUCUGGCUUGAUCCCUGAAGACUUAUCUGUGUUUGUAGAAGAUGCAUCUUGUGUUUGGUCAAGUAACGUUGAUGAGGAACAUAGCUUGACAAUAAAACAUUUAAGCCUAAAAGUGCCAAAGGGAUCAUUUGUUGCAGUUAUCGGUGAGGUUGGUUCAGGUAAAACAUCAUUGUUGAAUUCACUAUUAGGCGAAAUGCAGUGUGUUCAUGGAUCAAUACUACUAAAUGGAUCUGUUGCAUACGUUCCGCAGGUCCCAUGGAUAUUAUCUGGAACUGUACGUGAAAACAUAUUAUUUGAGAAGACUUUUGACUCCAAAAGGUAUCUGGACACACUUAGUGCUUGCGCACUAGAUGUGGAUAUUUCACUUAUGGUCGGAGGUGACAUGGCAUUUAUAGGCGAUAAAGGAUUAAACUUAUCUGGAGGACAGAGAGCUCGGCUUGCUUUGGCCAGAGCUGUUUAUCAUGGUUCAGACUUGUAUCUGCUUGAUGAUGUACUAAGUGCAGUUGAUUCACAAGUAGGCUGUUGUAUCUUGCAAAAAGCACUUUUGGGUCCUCUGUUGAACAAAAAGACUCGCAUUAUGUGCACUCACAGCGUUCAGGCGAUAUAUUGUGCAGAUAUGGUUGUUGUGAUGGACAAAGGAGAAGUGAAAUGGUUUGGAACUGUUACCGACAUGCCUAAAGCCAUCUUCCCAUCUUUGUCUUCAUCCAAUGAGUUUGAUAUGUCAUCCUCAAAGCACUUGACUAACAAAAGAAAAGAAUCUUUUUCUAUCAAGAAAGAUGAUGUAGAUGAAGUUAGUAGCGAAGCUGCAGAUACUGUCAAAGUGGAAGAGAGAAAAGAAGGCCGAGUUGAAGUAGCGGUUUAUAGGAGCUAUGCUGUGUUCUCUGGUUGGUUCGUUACGAUUGUGAUAUUGGUUUCAGCGGUUCUGAUGCAAGCUUCCCGUAAUGGGAAUGAUUUGUGGUUGUCAUAUUGGGUUGAUAAGACUGGAAGAGGAGUCACACAUCACUCAACCUCGUUUUAUCUGAUGGUUCUCUGUAUCUUUUGCAUCAUUAACUCAAUACUAACAUUGGUGAGAGCAUUCUCGUUUGCAUAUGGAGGACUAAAAGCAGCAGUACGUGUUCAUAGUGCAUUAAUCUGUAAGCUUAUAAAUGCACCUACACAGUUCUUUGAUCAGACACCAAGUGGAAGGAUACUCAACAGGUUCUCCUCUGAUCUAUAUACAAUCGAUGACUCUCUCCCGUUCAUCCUCAACAUUCUUCUAGCAAAUUUUGUUGGCUUGUUAGGGAUUGUUCUAGUGUUGUCUUAUGUUCAGGUUCUGUUCCUGCUUCUGCUUCUGCCAUUUUGGUAUAUAUACAGCAAGCUUCAGGUCUUCUACAGGUCAACAUCAAGGGAGCUACGAAGGUUGGACAGUGUUUCAAGAUCACCAAUCUAUGCAUCUUUCACCGAGACACUUGAUGGAUCCUCAACUAUAAGGGCUUUUAACUCAGAGGAGCAUUUCGUAGCUAGAUUUAUUGAGCACUUGACAUUAUACCAGCGGACUUCUUACUCAGAGAUCAUUGCAAGCUUGUGGCUCUCCUUGCGUCUUCAGCUCUUAGGAGCAAUGAUUGUUUUAUUUGUGGCUGUAAUGGCUGUUAUCGGCUCCCAGGGAAGCUUUCCAAUCAGCUUUGGUACACCUGGACUGGUGGGAUUGGCACUCUCCUAUGCAGCUCCACUUGUUUCUCUGUUAGGAAGUUUCUUAACAAGUUUUACUGAAACAGAAAAGGAAAUGGUUUCUGUUGAAAGGGUUCUCCAGUACAUGGAUGUGCCACAAGAAGAAGUUUCCGGUCAGCAAUCUUUGAACGGUAAGUGGCCAGUUCAAGGAUUGGUUGAGUUUCAUAAUGUGACAAUGAGGUACAACUCAACUCUGCCUCCUGCACUCAACCACAUUUCUUUUAGAAUCCAAGGAGGCAUGCAGGUGGGAGUUAUUGGAAGAACUGGUGCUGGAAAAUCUUCCAUAUUGAAUGCACUUCUCCGGCUUAACCCUGUUUGUAGUGGGGAGAUAAUGGUUGAUGGAGUUAACAUAAACCAUCUUCCAGUAAGAGAGCUUCGUACUCGCCUCGCUGUUGUUCCUCAAAGCCCUUUUCUGUUUCAAGGAUCAUUGAGGGAGAACCUUGAUCCUCUUGGGAUGAGUGAGGACUGGAGAAUCUGGGAGGUUUUAGAGAAGUGUAAAGUUAAAGCAGAGGUAGAGAGUGCAGGAGGGUUAGAAUCCAAUGUGAAGGAUUCUUUCUCUGUUGGGCAGAGACAGCUUCUCUGCCUUGCACGUGCUCUGCUCAAGUCAUCUAAGAUCCUAUGUCUUGACGAAUGCACCGCCAACAUCGAUGUUUACACAGCUUCCCUACUGCACAACGCCAUCUCCAGUGAGUGCAAAGGCGUAACCGUCAUUACCAUUGCUCACCGCAUCUCGACGGUUCUUGAUUUGGACAGUAUCCUAGUUCUUGAUCGCGGAAGCCUUGUUGAACAAGGAAACCCACAACUUCUUCUGCAAGAUGACUCCUCAGCUUUCUCAAGCUUUGUUAGAGCUUCAAAGUGAACUUGAUUGUUAGUUGGAAUCUGAUUAGUUGUAACUCCUCACCUUGGCUACAAAACGCCUUAUGCUCUUUGGUUUAAUGACUUUAAUAGAAAGAAAAUGAUUCAGAACUUGUUUCAACUUUUCA
Molecule: messenger RNA, 3532 nt
Organism: Raphanus sativus (radish)
Lineage: Eukaryota; Viridiplantae; Streptophyta; Magnoliopsida; Brassicales; Brassicaceae
Product: ABC transporter C family member 13-like
Exons: 26
Biological process (GO): transmembrane transport
Cellular component (GO): membrane
Molecular function (GO): ATP binding; ATP hydrolysis activity; ABC-type transporter activity
Source: RefSeq, a predicted model, not a curated record